CAAGUGCUUAUGACUUAGACAAAAAGGUUGGAGCUGAAAGAAACAUGCUGAUCUUUGACCUAGGAGGUGGCACUUUUGAUAUGUCAAUCCUCACUAUUGAGGAUGGAAUCUUUGAAGUCAAGUUUACAGCUGGAGACACCCACUUAGGUGGAGAAUACUUUGACAACCGAAUGGUCAACCAUUUCAUUGCUGAGUUUAGGCGUAAGCAUAAGAAGAACAUCAGUGAGAACAAGAGAACUGUCCAGCGUCUCUGUACUGCUUGUGAACGUGCUAAGCGCACUCUCUCUUCCAGUACCCAGACCAGUAUUGAGAUCAAUUCUCUCUAUGAAGGAAUCGACUUUUAUACUUCCAUCACCCGUGCCCAAUUUGAAGAAUUGAAUGCUGAC
Messenger RNA from Carlito syrichta (Philippine tarsier), 386 nucleotides. Its product is annotated as heat shock cognate 71 kDa protein-like. Gene Ontology annotation, biological process: protein refolding; vesicle-mediated transport; cellular response to unfolded protein. The annotation marks the transcript as partial. The record is from RefSeq and is a predicted model, not a curated record. Gene Ontology annotation, cellular component: plasma membrane; cytosol; cytoplasm. NCBI's taxonomy places the organism in Eukaryota, Metazoa, Chordata, Mammalia, Primates, Tarsiidae. Gene Ontology annotation, molecular function: ATP hydrolysis activity; misfolded protein binding; heat shock protein binding. The transcript has a single exon.